AUGACCCGAACCAACCUACGGACUGGUCUCAACAAGGGCCACCCCACAACCCCCAUUGAAAAAGCCGUGCGUCCCAGCCAGCGCAAGGGCAUCCAAUCCGCCAAGACCAAAUUUGUGCGGUCUGUUGUUCGUGAGGUUGCUGGAUUCUCAGCGUAUGAGCGUCGGGUGAUGGAGCUGCUGAGGAACUCAAAGGACAAAAAGGCGAGAAAGUUGACAAAGAAGAGGCUCGGUACUCUUUUGCGAUCAAAGCGCAAGCUGGAAGAGCUCUCGACGAUCAUCCAGGAGAGCAGGAGGGCAGGACACUAG
Molecule: messenger RNA, 306 nt
Organism: Desarmillaria tabescens
Lineage: Eukaryota; Fungi; Basidiomycota; Agaricomycetes; Agaricales; Physalacriaceae
Product: 60S ribosomal protein L36
Exons: 4
Coding region: 1-306 (101 amino acids)
Biological process (GO): cytoplasmic translation
Cellular component (GO): ribosome; cytosolic large ribosomal subunit
Molecular function (GO): structural constituent of ribosome
Source: RefSeq, a predicted model, not a curated record